Molecule: messenger RNA, 1419 nt
Organism: Cyprinus carpio (common carp)
Lineage: Eukaryota; Metazoa; Chordata; Actinopteri; Cypriniformes; Cyprinidae
Product: serpin peptidase inhibitor, clade H (heat shock protein 47), member 1a
Exons: 4
Biological process (GO): collagen fibril organization; negative regulation of endopeptidase activity
Cellular component (GO): endoplasmic reticulum
Molecular function (GO): serine-type endopeptidase inhibitor activity
Source: RefSeq, a predicted model, not a curated record
AUCUUUUCUACAUUUAUAGGCAGUAAACUUACCACCUGUAAAAUCAUGUUGGUGUCAAACGUGGUUCUCCUGUGCUUACUGGCUACUGUGAGUGGGGACAAGACCCUCAGCAGCCAUGCCUCCAUUCUGGCUGACAACAGCGCCAAUUUGGCUUUCAACCUGUACCAAAACCUUGCAAAAGAGAAGGACAUUGAGAACAUCCUGAUUUCUCCUGUGGUUGUGGCCUCCUCGUUGGGUUUGGUGGCUCUUGGAGGGAAAUCCAACACUGCUUCUCAGGUCAAAACUGUCCUGAGUGCCACUACGGUGAAGGAUGAGCAGCUGCACUCUGGGCUGUCGGAGCUUCUCACCGAGGUCAGUAACUCAACAGCACGAAAUGUCACCUGGAAGAUCAGCAACCGUUUGUACGGGCCCAGCUCUGUGAGCUUUGUCGACAACUUUCUGAAGAGCAGCAGGAAGCAUUAUAAUUACGAGCACUCCAAAAUAAAUUUCCGUGACAAGCGCAGUGCCGUGAAAGCAAUCAAUGAAUGGGCAUCGAAGUCCACCGAUGGCAAGCUGCCCGAGGUGACCAAAGAUGUGGAGAAGACAGAUGGAGCCAUGAUCAUCAAUGCCAUGUUUUAUAAACCACACUGGGAUGAGCAGUUUCAUCAUAAGAUGGUGGAUAAUCGUGGUUUCUUAGUGCAUCGCUCCUACACCGUCUCUGUACCCAUGAUGCAUCGCACAGGCAUUUAUGGCUUCUUUGACGACACAACCAACAACCUUUUAGUUCUGGACAUGGCACUGGCUCAUAAGAUGUCGUCUGUGGUGUUCAUCAUGCCGUACCACGUAGAAUCCCUGGAGAGAGUGGAGAAACUAUUGACACGCCAACAACUGAACACCUGGAUCAGUAAAAUGGAACAGAAAGCGGUUGCGGUGUCACUUCCUAAGGUCAGCGUGGAGGUCAGCCACAACCUGCAGGUAGUAAGGGUGGAGGUUGGGGUGUAACUGCAGUUUUUUACUAAUGUAAUGGCUUGCUCUGUGGACAAGGCCAAAGCUGAUCUGUCCAACAUCUCAGGGAAGAAAGACCUCUAUUUGUCCAACGUGUUUCAUGCCUCCGCCAUGGAGUGGGACACGGAGGGAAAUCCACCCGAUACUAGCAUCUUUGGUACCGACAAGCUCAAGAACCCCAAACUCUUCUACGCUGACCAUCCCUUCAUCUUCCUGGUGAAGGACAAGAAGACAAACUCAAUCCUUUUCAUGGGCAGGCUUGUCCGACCGAAGGGUGAUAAAAUGAGGGAUGAAUUGUAAUUUGUUCAUUUAAAUGUGUGUGUGUGGAGACUUAUGAAUGUGUGCAAAUUAGUUCGUCCAUUAGAUCUGCGGACCACCGUUACGUUUACUUCGAAAAUUGAUAUUUAGGUGCCUCAUAAUUUUUUUUUUGUUAUA